AUGGGGAACUAUGGAGAUACGGAGCUUGACAUAGAAUGGGUAAAUAAUUUGGCUUGGUAUGGUAAAGCUGUGAGAAGCGAUGGUUUUAUAUGCGAGGUACAUCCAGGUGAGUUAUCUUCAUAUGGCAUUUGGGAGAAAGUUCUUUUCAACAAAGUUCGUCUUCACAUUUGGCGAUAUCCUCUUCCCAAUCUCGAGCUUGUCAUCUUGUCUGUGUUCUUCCUUUGGCAAGUCUUUGAUAUUUUGUUCAAGAAAUUAGGUCUUUUAAUUCCAAAGUUCGCCUCUAUGAUGCUUGCGGGGCUACUCUUGAACGUUCUACUUACUGUUUCGGGAGACAAGUCCAUUGUUCAGGAGAUUUUAUUCCCCGAAAACAGAAUUGACAUUCCAGGAUGCCUUGGAUCAUUUGGUUUCAUGAUGUUCUGGUUCCUAAAUGGUGUGAAAAUGGAUGUCAAUACAAUCUUCAAGGCUGAAGCACAUGCAAGACUCACUGGAGUUGCAGCGGCUGCUCUGCCUAUAACGGUUGGCUUACUGCUUUACAAAUAUAAAUCACUUGAGAAUAGACCGCUCAAAGCCAUAGAGUAUAAUACAUUGUUGCUAAUGGAGAGCCUCACGUCCUUCUCGGAAAUCGCGAGACUCUUGCUUGACCUCGGCAUGAACCACUCGUCGGUUGGUCAGGUGGCUUUAUCCACAUCUGUAGUCUCUAAUACGGUUGGACUAAUGUUCUGGUUGGUAAUAGUUCCUCUUGGUUUUCAAUCAUUGGUUCAAGGUGUAGGUCUACUUCUACAAAUGUUCUUCUUUAUCGUCAUUGUCUUUGCUGUUGUGAGGCCAAUAAUGUUUAAAGUAAUCAUACGGAAACGAGAAGGGAGGCCUAUAGAAGACAAAUACAUCUAUGGGAUUCUCGUCAUGGUUUUUUUAUCGUGUAUGUAUUGGGACGGUCUUGAGCAGUUUCCAGCACUUGGAGCUUUCAUUCUUGGUCUUUCUAUUCCUAACGAACAUCUUAUUGGUUCUGCGUUGGUCGAACGAUUAGAGAGCUUCAAUUUUGGUAUUAUAUUGCCUCUCUUCAUGUCAGCUAGUAUGCUAAGGAGUGAUAUAAGAGUUUGGAAAUACAUCUUAACAUUCUAUAGCAGCAAUGACAAGAAGUUCGCAGUUGCGUCUCUCGUUUUGCUCAUAUUCUUGUUGAAGCUUUCUGUCUCAAUGAUCGUACCUUACCUCUUUAAAAUGCCGUUGAAAGACUCCAUUAUUCUUUCCCUUAUCAUGUCUCAUAAAGGUAUAAUAGAAUUAAGUUUCUACCUUUUCUCUUAUGGCCUCGAGCUUUUGGACAGAGAUACCUUCUCGAUCCUAGUUUUGUCUAUUCUCCUAAACUCAUUGUUCCUACCAAUGGCGAUCAGAUUUCUCUAUGACCCAUCAAAGCGAUUCAUGUGCUACCAAAAGAGAAGUUUGGCAAGUAUGAAGAUCAAUGGAGCCCUAAAGACUCUUGUGUGCAUCCAUCGACCAGACCACAUAUCCUCUAUGAUCAACCUUCUAGAAGCUUGUUAUCGAUCAGAAAAUAGCCCUCUCACUUGCUACGUACUUCACCUUGUCGAGUUACAAGGUCAAGAAGUUCCGACUUUGAUCGCACACAAAGUACAGAAACUCGGAGCAGGGGCGGGAGCAAAAUAUUCGGAAAACGUCAUCCUCUCUUUUGAAAAUUUCCACCGUUACGUACGCGGUUCUAUUUUCAUAGACACAUUUACUUGCAUAACAAACUCGCACCAUAUGCAAGACGAUAUUUGUUGGCUAGCUCUCGAUAAAGCUGUCACGUUUAUCAUUCUUCCUUUCCACCGGACAUGGUCUCUCGACCGAACAUCCAUCGUAUCCGACAGUGAAAUGAUCCGGUUUCUCAAUUUCAACAUCUUGAAACAAGCUCCUUGCUCUGUCGGUAUCCUUGUUGAACGUCAUCUUGUUAACAAAAAUCAAGAAUCUCAACAAAACCUUAAGGUGUGUGUGGUAUUUGUGGGAGGAGAAGACGACAUGGAAGCAUUGGCCUUUGCAAAGCGAAUGGCCCGUCAAGAGAGCGUAACAUUAACGGUUCUAUGCCUUCUAGCAGCCAAAAAGAGCAAAAAAGCGACAGGUUGGGAUCAAAUGCUCGACACAGUGAAACUAAGAGUAAGAGAGUUGGUACGAAGCAACGAUCCAGGAAACUUAAAAGAAGAAAGUUCCACGACUUACUUGGAAGAGGAUAUAGUAGAUGGAGCGGAUACAUCAAUGCUUCUACGCUCUAUGGCAUUCGAUUACGACCUGUUCAUCAUAAGCAGAACCUGCGGCCAGAACCACGCUGCGACCCUAGGGAAUGAGAGUUGGUGUGAGUUUGAGGAGCUAGGAGUCAUUGGUGAUUUUUUGGCCUCACCGGAUUUUCCAAGCAAGACAUCAGUCCUAGUAGUUCAACAACAACGAACCAUAGCCAGUAAUUAG
Brassica oleracea var. oleracea is the source of this 2448-nucleotide messenger RNA. Its product is annotated as cation/H(+) antiporter 8-like. Gene Ontology annotation, molecular function: antiporter activity. Bases 1 to 2448 code for a protein of 815 amino acids. The transcript is spliced from 4 exons. Gene Ontology annotation, biological process: proton transmembrane transport; regulation of pH. The record is from RefSeq and is a predicted model, not a curated record. Gene Ontology annotation, cellular component: membrane; endomembrane system. Lineage: Eukaryota; Viridiplantae; Streptophyta; Magnoliopsida; Brassicales; Brassicaceae.